Arthroderma uncinatum is the source of this 780-nucleotide messenger RNA. RefSeq names its product mitochondrial 54S ribosomal protein YmL6. Lineage: Eukaryota; Fungi; Ascomycota; Eurotiomycetes; Onygenales; Arthrodermataceae. The record is from RefSeq and is a predicted model, not a curated record. Gene Ontology annotation, biological process: translation. Gene Ontology annotation, molecular function: structural constituent of ribosome. Bases 1 to 780 code for a protein of 259 amino acids. The transcript has a single exon. Gene Ontology annotation, cellular component: ribosome.
AUGGCCACUGAAGCAAACUUGCCCAGGGACUCGAUAUCGACGAGCCAGUCACCGCUAGUGUUGGGCCUCCAGGACGACAUUCCCAAGCCAGUAUGGAAUCCAGCUCCUGCAAUUGUCACCCUCUACGACUUCCCUUCGAUGGAGCCCAUCCAGCACCUCGAAUAUAAGGCCGAACACCUACUCCUUCCUCUGCGCCGAGACAUACUGCACCGUGCUGUCAUCUACGAGGGCGACAAGACUCGACAAGGUACUGCUAGCACAAAAUGGAGAGAUGAAGUACGAGGUAGCGGGAGGAAGAUUCGGCCUCAGAAGGGUUCAGGAAAAGCCCGACUAGGUGACAAGAAGUCGCCAAUGCUGAGAGGCGGUGGUGUAGCCCACGGCCCCCAUCCACGAGACUUUUCGACCGACCUACCACGAAAGAUUUACGAUAAAGCCUGGCGGACGGCGCUGAGCUACAGAUACCAGCGAGGCCAGCUGAUUGUUAUCAAUGACAACAUCUCCCUUGAGCGCGGGUCUACGGUCCAUCUGCUCCAGGAUAUUAUUCAAACACACGGCUGGGGCAGCGAAUUUGGCCGGUCAUCGCUCAUCACGGAGGUCAAGAAGGAAAGGCUCUUCAGGACUGUUGCAGAACUUGGUCGAGAUGCAAGGGCUUUGGAUCGUGCGGAUGUUGACGUGAAGGAUCUACUCGAGACCGGACGAUUGAUCAUUGAGAAGCAGGCCUUGGACAAGAUGCUCGCCCUCCACUCGAGUGACCUUGGCCGUCCUCUUGCAGACCUGUGA